Molecule: messenger RNA, 1368 nt
Organism: Camelina sativa (false flax)
Lineage: Eukaryota; Viridiplantae; Streptophyta; Magnoliopsida; Brassicales; Brassicaceae
Source: RefSeq, a predicted model, not a curated record
AUGGUCAAGGACUUUUUCGAGAUGGGUUCUUUUGAUCCAAGACUAAACGAGACAAAUAUCUGCAUGAUCCCCAAGAACGAGAAGCCUAGAGAAAUGGGGGAGUUCAGACCUAUUAGCUUAUGCAAUGUAAGCUACAAGAUUAUCUCGAAAGUCCUCUCUAACAGAUUGCGGAAAGCCCUCCCGAAGCUGAUUUCGGAGACCCAAUUAGCCUUUGUGGCUAGACUCUCUUAUAAAGUGAUCAUCAAUGGGGAAGCAAAAGGAAAUAUAAUCCCUACAAGAGGAUUACGCCAAGGUGACCCGCUUUCUCCAUUUUUGUUCAUCUUAUGUACAGAGGCUCUGAUAGUUCAACUUCAUGGUGCAGAGGUCGAAGCUUCGGGACAACAACUGAACAAGCAAAAGUUGGCUAUUCUUAUUGGCAAUAAAGUGAACAAUGCCCUUAAAGCGAAUUUAAAAAGGGAGAUUGGAAUCCCAAAAGAAGGAGGAAUGGGGACGUAUUUGGGGCUACCUGAGACAAUAUGCGGUUCCAAGCAACAGGUUUUUGCCUUUGUACAGGACAGGUUAAAUGCUAGGAUAAAUUCCUGGUCGGCAAAAUUCCUUUCAAAGGGUGGUAGAGAAAUUCUGAUAAAGUCCAUUGCACAAGCCUUACCAACAUAUCUCAUGUUCUGCUUCCUCCUACCGAAACAAAUUGUUAACAAACUUAGAGGAGCAAUUGCUAGAUUCUGGUGGAGCACAAAAAACAAUAAAAAAGGCCUGCACUGGGUGGCGUGGGAUAAAAUCAGCGUUCCUUUGGAGCAAGGGGGGCUUGGUUUUCGGGAUCUAAAGGAGUUAAACUUGGCUCUACUCACUAAACAGCUCUGGAGGCUUCUAUGUUACAAUGAAUCUCUCCUCUCUCGAGUACUAAAUGGGCGUUACUUUAGGUACUCAAACCCCAUGGAUGUAAAAAAAGCAAAUUCCCCAUCAUUUGGGUGGCGAAGCAUGAUGUCCGCUAAACCUUUACUCCAGCAAGGUCUAAGGAAAAACAUUCGUUCAGGAUUUAAUACGCGAGUAUGGUUGGAUAAUUGGAUCCCUACAAUACCAGAGAGACCAGCGAAAGAUCGAGGCACUGGCAGGGACCCAAACCUUUAUGUGAACCACCUGAUUGAUUUUGAGUCAAAGACUUGGAAAAUGGACAAGAUAAUCGAAUUGGUGGACCCGAUGGAUAUUCCUCUUAUAACUGGUCUCCAGCCUAGCAGGAGGUUUAUGGAUGAUUAUGUUUGGUGUUACACAAAGUCAGGAAAAUACACAGUCAGAUCGGAAUAUGCUAUUGCUACAAAAUCUAGCCACGAGGUCUUAGAACCUAGCACUACCAAACUAAAGAGUCAUGUCUAG